AGGUUCCUUCCGUUUCCACUUCUCGGAGUUGCGUACUUAUAUAUAGACAAACGUUGACUAAUGUAAGUGAUGUCAUUGCGGUGUGCUCGAGCACACACCACAUCCACCGGAAAGAUAACUCCGUUCCCGCAGUUUUCAUAAAGACACGGCCCCUUCGAACACGCGAAACCCUCGGCGCGUACGUGACGUUGACCCAAAAUGUUUUGGGCGCGCGUUGCGAAUUCGGCGUAUCUCCGCGUACAGAUUCUAAUUCUCGUUCUGGCAGGCAUCCCGCAGCACAAUCCGUCGGCGUACAAUAUUAAUUCGCACAACGCCGAGAUAUUCGGGAAACCCGUGCACGUGCCGGGUGGACGUGCAACGUACUUCGGAUUCUCGGUAGCUCUGUACGUGGGUGCGAACGAAUCUUCAUUACUCGUCGGAGCACCGCGGGCGAACUCCAAUGCGCUGCCGUUCGUGACGGAGCCGGGGACGGUCUUCAAGUGCUCGAUGAAUGGGAUAUGCAAGGAGUGGGUGAUUGACAAGACCGAGAACGGUCCGCAUCCUCGCAACAGGCUGAUCAACCAGAUAAAGGACAAUGCUUGGAUCGGUGCUACCAUCGCCGUGCAGAACAGUACGGAGGCUAGAGUUGUAGUUUGCGGACCGCGAUGGAUAAAUAAUAUCGUAAAUGACAACAAGCCGAAUUGGUACAUGAACGGCAUUUGCUACGCGACACUGGCGAGUAACGCUGAUGCAUUCGAGAGACAAGCGGAGGAGCAUCUCUUACCACUUUCGAACUCUGAAAAUCAAGUCACGUCCAAGAGCGGCGUAAACAUUUAUAACUACGGGGUGGGACAGACCGGCUUUUCUUUGCAUAUGAACUCGCGAUACACCGUGAAUGUCGCAAUGGGUAGUCCAGGUGUAUACAACUGGAAAGGCGAUGCGAUAUUAACUAUCGCCCCGGUGAACCGUCCAUUCACGCGCACGAUAGUUCCCUCGCUCGCUAGAGAGCCACGGAUUCAUAGCUACAAUUACUUCGGAUACGCUAUCACAGCGGGUACUUACUUCAAUGAGCAAGACGUCUGGUAUGCUUCCAGCGCGCCACAAGCCGCCAAUAUGCAUGGAAAAGUCCUCGUAUUUACUUUUCCCCCUACAACUAAUCAGCGUAUGUUUAUUAAAACGAUACUGUUCGGUCAACAUUACGGUGAGUACUUCGGUGCUGCGCUAACGUCAUGCGACAUCAACAAUGACCGUAGACAGGAUUUGAUCGUCGGUGCACCGCAAUGGUCCAGAGACAUGGACGAGGGUCACAUCUACAUCUUUACAGCGCGACACAAUAGUAAUUUAGAAGAGCUGCAGACGAUCGAAGGCAAGAUCGUCGGAGGUAGAUUCGGGUCUGCCGUGAUGUGUCUGGGUGACAUCGAUCACGACGGCUACGGCGACAUCGCCGUGGGUGCACCCUACGAGGAGGAGAGCGGCGGUGCGGUGUACAUAUUCAACGGGAACAGAGACGGCGUUUCCCGGAAGUACAGCCAGAGACUGGUCGGCUCGCGGUUCUCGCCGACGAUACGGGGAUUCGGUAUCUCCAUCUCGGAACCCCGAGACGUGAACCACGACAAUCACUCUGACAUCGCCGUGGGUGCUUACCUGUCCGACGAGGUGGUCCUGCUGAGAUCCGCGCCCGUUGUCACGGUGAACGUGACGUUGACGUACCUGCAAAAGAUCAAAUUGCUGAGAAACACCACGUCCUUCAAGAUCGACGUCUGGAUGUCUUACGACGGCACAUACGUUCCCGAUUCUCUGCGAGUUACCGCAGUUCUGAAGAUUGAUCCGCUGCACGGCCGAGCCACGUACUCUGCGCAGAAAAGUGACGGACCACAGACUUACAGAUUGCGCUACACGCUAUUUAAAUCUACGAUCACGGGUGAUCUGCUUGAGAUACAUCUAACGGAGAACAUUCAAAAUGUGAUAGAUCCGCUUGAGAUAUCGGUGUCUAUGCAGUUGGACGACGAUCUUCACGCGAAAAAUGAAAAUUCAUUGUGCGCAUCUUGCGUCGUGAUAAACAAGCUUCGUUCGAAGACCGAGGACCUCAUAAAACUGCCAUUCUCCGUGGACUGCGGCGAGGACAACGUGUGCGUGUCCAGCCUCGGCGUGACGUUGUCCACUGACUCAGCUCCGGGCAACAGAUACAUCAUCGGUUCUACGCCGAUAAUUACCCUGCGCGCCGACGCUUACAAUCGUGGCGAACCGGCGUAUCAGACCAGAGUGCGCAUCUCCGCCGAGGUGUUAACGUUAGCGAGUAUCCCGCCCGAGUGCACGGAGGACUAUAGCGUGAGCAGUGCGCUGGAUGUGAUCUGCGACAUCGGCAAUCCUCUCAGAACGAAUAGAACAUUAAUUCUGCAACUGGACACGAGUAUGGUGAGGUAUGACGUUAGGGAGGUGGAAAUACAAGCGAAUAUCACGACUCAAAGCGACGAGGCGAACUGGGAUGACAACAGUUAUACCAUCACUGUGUAUUUUGACGUGGACAUCGAUAUAGCGAUCGCCGGGAAAGCGCAGGAGAACUUGUACUCGUACCUGCGCGAGAACGAGAAGAAACCGCUGAGCGACAUCAGGUUUCAGCACCUUUACGAGGUGCAGAAGUUCGGCGCCAGUCCCAUCAAGGAGAUAAUGUUGACCGUGAAAAUUCCGACGCACCUCCGUCGCGAUGCCGUGGACGUGGCGAUCGUCAGUAUCAACGACACCAUCGGCAAAAUGGACGGAUAUGAAUUCUAUUGCAGCGACUCGAAUCAAACCGAAGUGCUCUCCGAGUCCAGUAAAGUCGCGUUUAGUCGCAAGAUCGCGUCCACGGAUGAUGCAAUCGUGAUGAACGCGUCGAGCGUCGCGAGCAAGAACACGCACGCGAAAUUCAGCAUAGAGGAAGACGCGCCGCUGAACGUGCCGUCCGAAAACAGAACGCUCUACAUUAAUUGCACGAAUAACGCGGUCGAAUGCGUGCGCAUCACUUGCAGACUGGGUCCAUUCCUAAGUUCUCUGUCGGUUGCGAAAUUUUUGGUGACGUUGGAUUUGCAAUUGUCGAGUUUUCCCGCUGACAUGCUCAAGCACAAAGACAUCAUAUUUUACGUGACUGAAGGUAGCGUUGCUAUAACGCAGCCUAAAAAUAUUGCUCAAAGGGAUGGUCACAAGCCGGACGUUACUUUGGUUGCAACCACAUUUUUGGGCUCGCCGAUAGCUCAACAGAUAGCGGUGUGGAUAAUAGCGCUAUCGGUGAUUUUAGGGGUUGCACUGUUGAUACUGUUAGUGCUAGGUUUAAUAAAGAUCGGAUUCUUCCAUAGAAAGAAGAAAUUGGAACUCGAGGCGUUGAAAGCCGAGACUGACAAAAAGUAUAAUGUGGUACUGGAGACAACGUCCUCGACAGAAGUUCUUGACCACGACUGAAUACACAGAAAUAAGAUUUAUAAAAGAGACUUAAUUAAUUCUAAUGCGUUUUUUAUUUAUGUACUGAUAUAGAUUUUUUUUUUAGAAAUAAUCAUAAUUGCGCAUUAACAUUACGACACAAAUAUAUAAAAUAUCUAUUUUGUACAUCUUCUUAAGGCCAGUUUUAUAAAAUAAUAAAAUUUUUAUACAAA
Molecule: messenger RNA, 3605 nt
Organism: Wasmannia auropunctata (little fire ant)
Lineage: Eukaryota; Metazoa; Arthropoda; Insecta; Hymenoptera; Formicidae
Product: integrin alpha-9-like
Exons: 10
Coding region: 199-3414 (1071 amino acids)
Biological process (GO): cell-matrix adhesion; integrin-mediated signaling pathway; cell-cell adhesion
Cellular component (GO): external side of plasma membrane; integrin complex
Molecular function (GO): integrin binding
Source: RefSeq, a predicted model, not a curated record